ACUUUCACGCAAUGCCAAGCUAUCCUUCUCCUAUAUAUAUAUAUAUAUAUAUGAUAACUCUCCUUAUCAGUAACUAUGCAUGUAAUCCAAAGCUGGCAUGGUACUUGCAAUAUUGGGGGAAAAUGGUGAAGGCAUAUACCGUUCUUAUGGCCCUUUGCAUGGUAAUUCUGUUUUCUUGCAAUGCCGUGGAGGGUGGAGCAUACAUGAGGCAUGAAGCACUUUCUCGCAAAGGUCUAAAAGAACAAAGAAAGCUAGCCACUAUUAGUGGACUGAAUCCUUCAGUUAGCAAUUUGUCAGGUCAGGCAUCUAGCAACGUUAAUGGUGUGAACAACAAUAACUCUGAAAGCACAAAUACUAAUAUGCCGGACGCCGGUACAGCUUAUACCCCGAUGACUUCCACUACCACAGAUUCCCACCAUGACCUCUCAGUUGAUCAGUACCGCAGGAUUACUCACAACAAUGAGAAUAAGCCGUGAUGAAGGAUUCAUAUGUCAGGGCACUCAGUAUCAACCAUGCAUAAGAAUCUAUGGAUGGAACCAUCUAUCUAGUUUGCAACUUUAAUCGUAAUUAAGUUGUACUUGUGUGUAUUUCUAGAACAAACUUGUAUUAUAAGAUGCCUACUUUGUGUAACAACGGUAUAUAUUUUCCAUGUACUAUGAAUCCAUCUCAAGCAGUGGAUUCUCAAGGUUUUCCUAUGCUCAUGAAUAAUGUACCAUAUAUAUUGGACUAGUACAAAUAAAGCAUGUUUAUAGUCCACAGUAAUGGUAAAAUUCCGAGUUAGGGUUACAGCAA
Molecule: messenger RNA, 792 nt
Organism: Sorghum bicolor (sorghum)
Lineage: Eukaryota; Viridiplantae; Streptophyta; Magnoliopsida; Poales; Poaceae
Exons: 2
Coding region: 12-476 (154 amino acids)
Source: RefSeq, a predicted model, not a curated record